Molecule: messenger RNA, 2012 nt
Organism: Sarcophilus harrisii (Tasmanian devil)
Lineage: Eukaryota; Metazoa; Chordata; Mammalia; Dasyuromorphia; Dasyuridae
Gene: BAK1
Product: BCL2 antagonist/killer 1
Exons: 7
Coding region: 276-932 (218 amino acids)
Biological process (GO): extrinsic apoptotic signaling pathway in absence of ligand; regulation of apoptotic process; intrinsic apoptotic signaling pathway in response to DNA damage
Cellular component (GO): mitochondrial outer membrane
Molecular function (GO): protein heterodimerization activity; protein homodimerization activity
Source: RefSeq, a predicted model, not a curated record
GCUGAACAGGAAAGAGAUGCGUCUGGGAGCAGGCGGAUGGACUAACCCAUUGCUCCUUGCAGCGGCCGGCUGCUGUUGCUGCCGCUGCUGCUGCUGCUGCUGCUGUUGUCGCUGUCGCUGUCGCUGCUGCUGCUGCUGUUGUCGCUGUCGCUGUCGCUGCCCCUGUCGCUGCCGCUGCCGCUGCCGCUGCAGGUUCCUGGAAGCUGGGGCCUUAGGGUUUCUGUUCCUGGGUACACCGGGACAGCAGUCCCAGGGCUGCUAUCAUCUUUUUCAGUAUGGCUUCUAGGCAGGUGAGCCGGGUUCGAGCCCCUUCAUCUACUGCAGAGGAACAGGUGGCUCUACAGACUGAAGAGGUUUUCCGAAGCUAUGUCUUCUAUCGCCAUCAACAAGAGCAGGAAAGUGAGGGAGAUGCUGUCCUUGCAGACCCAGAAAUGGACACCCUGCCACAAGAGCUCAGCAGCACCACAGAACAGGUGGGCCGACAGCUGGCCAUCAUUGGGGAUAACAUCAUUCGCAGGUAUAACUCAGAAUUUGAGGCCAUGCUGCAGCAUUUGCAGCCCACCCCGGAAACUGCCUAUGAGAGCUUCGUCAAGAUCGCCUCCAGCCUAUUUGAAAGCGGCAUCAACUGGGGCCGAGUGGUGGCACUGCUGGGCUUUGGCUACCGGCUGGCACUAUAUGUUUAUCGGAGGGGUCUGACUGGCUUCCUGGGCCAUGUGGCUCGCUUCGUGGCUGACUUCAUGCUCCAACACUUUGUCACCCGCUGGAUUGCCCAGAACGGGGGCUGGGUGGCAGCCCUGGACCUCUCCAACAACUCCAUUUGGAUGAAAAGGACAGCCCUGUGCUUCUGUGGCAGAGCAGCUGGACGGUGGUCACUCCAAGCUUCCAGGCAUCUUUCUUACCUGAGAGCCGGGGGUACAGGUCCCCUGCCCUAGCCUUCCAUGGUGCUUAUAGGCUCCUCUCUUUGAGAUCCAUGUCAUCGGGUCAGAGAGGAGAGCACAACUAUAUGAGCGUACAGCCUCCACCUCCUUCCCAAAAUAUUCAGACACACACAGACACACACACACAGGUACAUGCAUCUGUGAAAAGCCUCCAAAAUAGGGCCAUUUAACUUCUUGAUUCAUCUAGGGGAAAGAUGAUUAGAACUACUUAUUUCUGAGAAGAGUGCUUUAUUUUUUAAUAUUUUAUAUAUAUUUUUAAAAAUAAUUACUUAGAUUGCUUAUUACCUUCAUCUCCUUUCACCUUCUCCCUUCUCAAGGCUUAGAUCACUCUUGAUAAUGGGAGCAUCAUGUGAGUCAAUAGUUAUUAAAUACAAAUACCCCUCCCUUAGUGAAAUAUAAUGUCAGAGCCAGAACUGGAUUCCUAGACUCAAAGGAGCAGAGUUGGGAGGCCUUUAUUUUACUGAGGGGAAAACUGAGGUUCAGGAAGGAGAAUUGAAGAUACUACUUAACCCUGCUUUUCCUUAGCCUUGAUUAGGCUGCUCUUGUAACUAGCCAUUCUCUCAGGUUUCUUGGGCCUGUAGGGACUUUACCUCCCCAAAAAGAAAUUCCUCCCUCCCCCAGGUUUCUUGGCAACCCUUCAACUAGCUUGCUUCAGUUUUCUACUCUUCAACAUUGCAUUUUCUACUCUGUCCUCCCAUACUUGUCCCAAACCCUAUCACAACAAUCCCUUGGACUUCCCUUUCCUUCUCUUUCUAACACACUCCCACCCUGAUCACACCUCUAUUUUUGUUAGGCUUCAAGAUUAAAUAUAGAAGUUACUCCCUACAGGGUACUUAGGCCAAAGACUGGGAAGAACAGGGAGGGAGCUCCACCCUAAUCCUAUCUCUACAUUUUUAGGAUACUCCCUAAACUCACAAACAAGAGCCAGAUAGGCCCAGGGCACAGUGUAAUACCUGGGGUGGGCAUAGGAGACACUGAAAACUCAACUCUGCUCCCCAAUACUUCAGAACUGCCUACCUGAUAGGUGUCCUUGAGAAGCAUCUUAAAGCUAUUUGAUAAUAAAUGUGCAAUCCC